GUAAAUAAUAGUCUGGGCAAUCCCAAGAAGUGAGAGCGAGAACCUCUCAGCCCUGCUGAGGCCCAAGCCUGGGCCCUACAACACCUGCAAGAAGUGAGGCAGAGAAAGAGAAACAGAGGGCGCUCAGGACAAAGACAGAUCUGUUCCUCUAGUGGUUCGCUGCAGCUGCAGCUUCCCAGUACUGGCAGCAUUUACAGCUAUAACAGGGAGAGGUCAGCAGAUCUCUGAAGCCUGUGAAAUAUGGGAGAAUGUAGAGGAAGUGCUGGCCUGGGGCUUCUCAGGAUCAGUAGUGGGAUUGUUUCAAGGGCAAAAGGUAUUGAGGGGGAGAUGCUUCUUUUUUCAGGUACCAGUGACCAUAAAGGAAGUGGAAUAUUUGUGGCACCUUAGAGACUAACAAAUUUAUUUAAGCAUAAGCUUUCGUGAGCUACAGCUCACUGCAUCAGAGGUGACAGUCUAUUGCACCAAAGGGCAGUAGGUACUUUUGUACCCUCAUCAGAGGGUCUUCUACAGGGAUGUCGUGCAGGAGAAUUACAAGACUCUGAUCUCCCUGGGAUUUCCGACACCUAAACCUGGCAAGAUCUCCUGCACAGAACAAGGAGAAAAGCCAUGGGUCCCUGGAAUCAGGGGAAAGUAAGAUACCAGUGAUACCUGUACAGAUGUUUGGAUCGUGAAUGAGAGUGCAGAGAACCUUCCAGCAGAAAGGACUUGAGCGAGGGGAACCAGAUGGAACAAUUUCAGGGAGAUCUGAAGAGAAUGUUUUCCAGAAUCCUGAUCAAGAAAGAGCCCAUGAGAGUUGUAACUGCCCAGAAAGACAGUGGGUAAACCCUCCAAAACAGAAAGGAUGAGGAUGAGACCUCACAAAUAUCAAAGCACCACUGUCCAUCAGAGAGCUGUCACCAAAGGCAGUCAAUGAACACUAAGUGUUGUGAGAAAAGGUACAACAGGGGCUCAGGCCUCAAUGGCUGCCAAAGAGCCCCGAUGGGAAAGAAAUCCUAUCCAUGUGCAGACUGUGAGAAGGUCUUCAGCUGGAGCUCAGCCCUGAUCAUCCACCAGAGAACCCACACGGGUGAGAGGCCCUACAAGUGCCCUGCCUGCGGGAGAGGCUUCAGCCAGAGCUCCAACCUGGUCAGACACCACCGCACCCACACCGGGGAGCGGCCCUACGAGUGCGGUGAGUGCGGGAAGAGCUUUGGCCUCAACUCCCACUUCCUCAAGCAUCAGCGCACCCAUGCCAAGCCCUACCCCUGUGGGGUCUGCCAGAGAGGCUUCUACAGCUCCUUGGCCUUGGGCAGGCACCAGAGAGCCCACGCACAGGAGCAGUGCUACACCUGUACAGACUGUGGGAAGAGAUUUCGGGUGCACUCGGCACUAGCCCAGCACCGCAGGACGCACACAGGUGAGAGGCCCUUCCAGUGCUCCAAUUGUGGGAAGGGCUUCAGCCAGAGCUCCAACCUACUCACGCAUCAGCGGGUCCACACUGGGGAGCGGCCCUUCCACUGCACCGAGUGUGGGAAACGCUUUGCCGUCAGCUCCCACCUCCGCACUCACCAGAGGAACCAUCGCGCGGAGCGGCCCUGCCAGUGCACUGACUGCGGAAAAGGCUUCACCAAUCCUGCCAAGCUACUCGCCCACCAGAGAUGCCACACAGGGGAGCGGCCCUUCCAGUGCCCCGAGUGCAGAAAGUGCUUCAGUGACAGCUCCCUCCUGGUGAAACACCAGCGUAUCCACACUGGGGAGCGGCCCUUCCAGUGCCCCGAGUGUGGGAAGAGCUUCAACCGGAACCUGACCCUACUCAGACACCGGAGAGUGCAUACCAGGGAGAGGCCCUAUAUCUGCCCUACCUGCGGGAAGGGCUUCAGCCAGAGCUCCCACCUCAUCACUCACCAGAGAGUGCACACAGGGGAGCGGCCCUACAAAUGCCCGAUCUGCGGGAAGGCCUUCAGCCAGAACUCCAACCUGAUACGGCACCAGAGGAACCACAAGCACCAGGACACACUGUAACCAGCUCAUCAGCACUUGCCUCACACAAGUGAAACCUGCACAGGCACACUUUGUGGCAAAAGUUUCAAACAGAGCUCAGACCUUACAAGGAAACAGGGAAGCCACGUGGGGAAGGAAGCGACGGCUGUCAAACAAAUCCAGUCCUACCAUUUGAAUAGUGCAGAGGAAGUGCUGGAAGCAGUGCACUGUAGGGAAGUGAUUGCUUGGUGAUAUUUUUGGAUGGAGUAGAAGGAGAAA
Molecule: messenger RNA, 2238 nt
Organism: Dermochelys coriacea (leatherback sea turtle)
Lineage: Eukaryota; Metazoa; Chordata; Testudines; Dermochelyidae
Product: zinc finger protein 239-like
Exons: 3
Coding region: 910-2001 (363 amino acids)
Source: RefSeq, a predicted model, not a curated record